Molecule: messenger RNA, 1938 nt
Organism: Blastomyces gilchristii SLH14081
Lineage: Eukaryota; Fungi; Ascomycota; Eurotiomycetes; Onygenales; Ajellomycetaceae
Exons: 5
Coding region: 1-1938 (645 amino acids)
Molecular function (GO): RNA binding
Source: RefSeq, a predicted model, not a curated record
AUGACUGAACCAGAAGAUCUCGAGGAAGAUCUCUUUGCUGAUCUUUACGAUGCAGAUGACAGCGCGCAGCGCGCAGCUCCCCCAGCUGCUACGCCAAGUUUUCCAGAACCCCAGCCGCCACCGCAAACUGAAACGAACACGUCCACGGCACAGCAACCAACUAGCGACAAUAACCAAAGCCAUCAUAUAGAAAUUCAGUCGGAGCAGCAGCAUUUGAUGAAUGGCGACCAACGAAAUGGUGCUAAUGAACCGACGCAGAUGACACAGGAAAGUGAUCAUAUUCAAAGCCAUGUAGAGUCAGGAAGUCAUGGGAGUCAUGGAACCGGUAUUAAAGAAGAUGGCAAAAUGUUUAUCGGGGGGUUGAACUGGGAGACAACUGACCAAUCACUCAAAGACUACUUUUCCCAGUUCGGAGAAGUUCAAGAAUGCACUGUAAUGCGUGACGGCGCCACCGGACGCUCAAGGGGAUUCGGCUUCCUCACUUUCAAAGAUCCCAAGACUGUGAACACUGUGAUGGUGAAAGAACAUUAUCUGGAUGGUAAAAUUAUCGACCCGAAACGCGCCAUUCCUAGAGAUGAACAGGAGAGGACAAGUAAAAUAUUUGUCGGUGGAGUUAGCCAAGAAGCAACAGAGCAAGACUUUAAACAGUUUUUUAUGCAGUUUGGUCGCGUCGUGGAUGCCACUCUCAUGAUCGAUAAGGAUAGCGGCCGGCCUCGAGGGUUCGGGUUCGUAACCUUUGACAGCGAGGCAGCUGUUGAAGCGACCCUAUCUGGCCCGCUAGAAAUCCUCGGGAAACCGAUCGAGGUCAAGAAGGCGCAGCCGCGCGGGAAUAUGCGGGACGAUGACGACCGAGGCAGGGGUUCGCGCCGCGGCAUGAGAGAUCAACAGGAUCGUUAUGGUAGGGACAAUGAUCGCUCUGCUGGUCAGGAGAAUUCGCAACAACAAAACACCCAGAGUCAAGGAGGCUUGACAAGUGGCAUGAGCCCGCAAAUGAUGGCACAAUACUGGCAGCGUAUGCAACAGUAUUUCGCCCUAAUGCAGCAACAAAUGGCUGCUGCCGCCGCUCAGGGCCAACCUGCUGGAGGCGCAAUGGGGAUGGCGGGUAUGAAUCCGGCGAUGUUACAACAGAUGAGCGCGAUGGGUGGUAUGAGCGGAGGAGCACCUCAGGGAGCGAUGAGUCCUGGAUCUCAAGUCCCCGGUGCCCAAGUGAUGCAAGGCAUGAUGAAUCCAGCCAUGAUGCAGCAGAUGCAGCAUAUGCAACAGAUUCAGAACCAGGGCCAGGGCCCGGGUCCGGGUGGAUCUGGAUUUGGAGCAGGCGGAAUGGGAGGACAGAUGAACAAUGCCAUGGCCGCUGGACCCGGUCCAGGUCCUGGUAUGGGCGGAAAUAUGGGAGGCGCAGGCGUUGGUGGGAGUGUAGGAGGACCGCCACCGGGUGGAAUGGCGGGCGGCGGCGGUCCCAAUAUGGGUAUGAGCGGCCCGGGUGGCAGCUUUUCCGGCCCAAGAGGCGGCCCUGGGUACAAUGCUCAGGAGCAAAUUGCUUUUGAGCAGCAAAAGUACGAACAGCAACAAGCACGCAGAGCCAUCGAGUCAUCUCGAGGAUUUGCUCCGUACCAACAAGGUGGUCCUACUUCCUGGGAAGGAAUGUACGAUGACGUCCCGCAGCCAAAUAUCCCAACUGGUCCACAGAGCGGCGGUAGCAUGGGCCGGGGAGGUGGAGGAGGUAUGGGCCGUGGAAUGUCACCAAGCCACGGUAUGCCACCACAGCAUGGUGGUGCUCGGCCAUCGCCUGGUAGCAACAAAAGCAUAACACCACAGCCACAAAGCGCGCCGCCAGCGAAUGCACCUACCGGGCCGCGAAACGCGGGGAAACCAGGGGCGAACUACCGUGGCGGAGGCCGGGGUGCUCAUCGGGGAUUCCAUCCUUAUGCUCGCACUUGA